AUGAAUCAAGCCUGGUACAUAUUCGGCAGCACGCUGCCCAUCGUCUCAGCUCUAGGCCUUCAUCGACGGUCCGGCGGAAAACGUGGAACGAGCGGCCCAAGGUCAACCAGUUUCGACUAUAUCGCCUCCCAGUGUCGUAAACGAACAUUCUGGGUGGCAUACACGAUUGACAAGUAUUUAGCUGUUGUUUUCGGUCGUCCGAGGCUCUACCACGACGACGAUAUUGACCAGGACUUUCCCGACGAAGUCAACGACGAGGACAUGACCCCGCAGGGUCGGGCAGCACACGAGCCAAAGAUGGACUGCCAAGUAGAUUCUCUCAUCUGCCAUGCGAAACUCGCUCAAUUGAUAGACCGCGUCUCGAGAGAAGUCUACUCGAUCAAGAAGACAUCAAAACAGGAGCGGCUGGAGUCCGCCCACAAGUUCAGUCGUGAACUUCACCAGUGGCGCGAGUCGCUCCCAUAUCACCUUGGCACGCUGCGCCCCAUGUCUCUCAUCCCAUCAUUCAGACGCCAAGCUACGGCGCUCAAGCUUGCGUACUGUCACGCAAUUAUGCAUGUCAAUCGACCCUUCAUUCUUGGGACGCCAGGAAACAACGGCGAAGGACAGCCUACGCCGCUGGAGGACAGCGUCGCGGAGUGCAUUAACGCGGCCAAGACCGCGCUUGAGACGGUCGACACAAUGGCCACAGAUGGAACGCUUUUCCAUGCGUUAUGGUGGACACCCUAUGUGACGUUUUGUGCUCUAGCCGUGGUGUAUGUCUGGGAAAUACAACAGAGCCGUGCCGCACCGGAGGAUGACCACGGGCUACGCCCUCUGAUCGAGCUAGCAGAGCGUUGUCAAAAUCACCUGGCCCGGGCAACCGCACCAGACAGCCCGAGCCGCAGGUACAGCGUCAUCAUCGAGGAGCUGCGACAGGAGGCUCAACGGCAACUGGCGCGCGCCCCGAGACUAGCGCAGCCAGCUACUGAUGCUCAUCCUCAGCAGCCCGAGCAACAUCCAAGCAGAAACACGGGCACGAUCGCCGCAAUGGCUAAUGUGGGCGAACUAAACACGGACGAACAAGCUGGUCAACAGAUGUUUGUGUCCGAGGGUGACGCAGGAUUUGGGGGCGUGGACUUGUUAGACGGAUGGCAGACAACGGACUGGCUGGAUCUCGACUCCUCGGCCUUUGGCCCUUUCCCUGGCUUUGAAGAUUCGCCGAACCUGUGGACAGACAACCCGCACCCGCCGAUAGGUUGA
This is a messenger RNA of Verticillium nonalfalfae, 1242 nucleotides long. RefSeq lists its product as uncharacterized. The transcript has 2 exons. Lineage: Eukaryota; Fungi; Ascomycota; Sordariomycetes; Glomerellales; Plectosphaerellaceae. Gene Ontology annotation, biological process: positive regulation of transcription by RNA polymerase II; DNA-templated transcription. The record is from RefSeq and is a predicted model, not a curated record. The coding region runs from base 1 to 1242 and encodes 413 amino acids. Gene Ontology annotation, molecular function: zinc ion binding; sequence-specific DNA binding. Gene Ontology annotation, cellular component: nucleus.